Fusarium musae is the source of this 390-nucleotide messenger RNA. RefSeq lists its product as uncharacterized. Gene Ontology annotation, molecular function: oxidoreductase activity. The transcript has 3 exons. Bases 1 to 390 code for a protein of 129 amino acids. Lineage: Eukaryota; Fungi; Ascomycota; Sordariomycetes; Hypocreales; Nectriaceae. The record is from RefSeq and is a predicted model, not a curated record.
AUGGCCAAGAUUGUCCGCAUCACACUCCUGUUGCGAAAGCGCGACGACGUUACAUAUGAACAGUUCCACAACUGGUCGGAAGAGCAUCCAAAGAUAUGGCUAUCUGUCCCCAUCGUCCAGCAGAAUCUUGUCAAGUACUCACAGUUUCACGCUGAUGAGAAGCUUGACCUCUCGGGGACCAUUAUGCCACCCGUUGCGCCGUUCGAUGGUGCUGCUACCAUGUGGGCCAAGAGCCUCGAGGACCUUCAUGCUAUCUUUAGUGAUCCUGUGUAUAACCGGAUCGUUGUCCCGGACGAGGAGAAGUUCCUUAAGCGCGCCGAAGCCGUUCCAAUUAUUGGUUGGGAUGAGGUCAAGUUUGUGAAGGAAGGUUUGUCUGAAGGUACAGAGUAG